This is a messenger RNA of Oncorhynchus gorbuscha (pink salmon), 1229 nucleotides long. Its product is annotated as putative protein TPRXL. Gene Ontology annotation, molecular function: chemokine activity. The transcript has 4 exons. The record is from RefSeq and is a predicted model, not a curated record. The coding region runs from base 189 to 887 and encodes 232 amino acids. Gene Ontology annotation, cellular component: extracellular region. Gene Ontology annotation, biological process: immune response. NCBI's taxonomy places the organism in Eukaryota, Metazoa, Chordata, Actinopteri, Salmoniformes, Salmonidae.
AGCGGAUUAAUGACUGAACCGGAGGUGACACUUCUGCUUUUCAGGCCUUAAGUACCCUCAACCCUGGUGAAGAUGGACACAACAGACUUGACCCUGAGCUGAGCAGCCUGCAGAGAAGAGAGACAGUUGAUUUAUCUAUUUAUUGAACUUUUAUUGUACCAUUUGAGUCUCUGACAUUUCGGGUAAAGAUGGUGACCUGUGGAACUCUGGUGAAGAUCUGGACAUUAGCCUUCGUCAUAGCAGCACUGGGCUGGACUGGGACAGAUGGAGAAAAGCUGGUGUCGUGCUGUAAGACAGUGUCUAGGACAGAGAUGACCGAUCCCAUCACAGGCUACUGGAUUCAGAACUAUAACGCUCCUUGUAUACGGGCCGUCAUCUUUGAGACGAAGAAAGGUCUGUUCUGUAGUUACCAUAAACAACCCUGGGUACGCCGCAAGAUUCAGCAGUUUGAAAUGGCCCGUCUGAGCUCAACAUUUCUCUCACCCUCCUCUCCGCCCUCUCUCACCUCCACCUCCACCCCUACCACUACCUCCUUACCCUCCUCUCCACCCUCCAUCAACUCCUCUCCUCCCUCUCUCACCUCCACCAGUACCCCCUUAACCUCCUCUCGCUCCUCAUCUCCUCCCUCUCUCACCUCCACCCCUACCUUCUUACCCUCCUCUCCUCUUUCUGUUUUCUCCUCUCUUUUCCCUCUUUCCUCCUCUUCUCCAUCCAUACCUUCCUCUCCUCCCUCUCUUUCCUCCUCUCCUUCCUAUCUCCUCUCCUCUCUUUUCCCUGCCUCCUCCUCUCCUCCCUCUAUCUCUUCCUCUCCUCCCUCUUUCUCCUCCCUCCGUCAUCGGGAAUUGACCAAGAAUGCCUCAACUCAGCAGUCAACAUCCAACCAAUAGAGUCAUUGCUAAUGGCUGAAGCUCCGCAGAUGUUCAAAACUUCCAAUAUGCAUAUUACAUUCAUAUUGAAUAUCUUAUUCAUAUUGACGUUUUUCAUAGUCUGAUUAUCUAGUUAUACUUGAACUCAGUUGCCAUAAUCAUGUUCAAUGGGUUGUUAGAGGUUUUAUGAAUUACAUUUAAGACCCGUGUUGUAUGUGCCCAUUCUUUUAUUUAUUCAGGUACUUAUGGGGGCUUGUAGAACAUUUGGAUGUAUAGAUGAAUAGGUUAAUAUUUGGCUGUUUUUGUAAUUCAUCAUGUCAAUAAGUUAUCAAUGUUAUUUAAUAAAUGUAUUUAUUUAUUAAA